GGAAGCAACAGGCGAACGAAGAAUUUUGUCGUGCUUUCACAAAGGGCCCAAAGCCCAAGAGCGGUGAGGCCGUCCCCACUCCGCCGCAACAGUCUCGCGUCCAAUGCCACUUCGUUAACCUCGUGCCAUUAUCCUCUCGUUCACCACACCCACCAUGGCGACAACUCCACAACUCUACCUAAAAAAAAAAAAAACUCCACAACUCGCCCCAAAUCCGGAGUGCCCCUCCCUCGCAUCCGACGAUGCCCGCGAAGGAGUUCCGCCUGGCUGGGAAGCGACGGCCGCCCACGGAGCUCGAUCUGGACUCUGCGGGAUGUCGGCUUGGCUGCCAACGAGCUCGAUCUGGCCACACAAGAGCUCGCCGCGCCAUGGGGUUUGACCACCGAUUGAGCCAUCUGAGUUCGUCGGCGGCGCUGUGUAGACGACGCCCGCGGGCAGAGGAGGAUCUGAAGGAUAUGCGCCUGGCGGGGACAUCGCUCGCGCCUAGCAGCUGCUUGUGUCGUGUCGCGUUAUCACGCGGUUCCGGGAGUUGGUGUUGACCCGGAACGCCAAGUCCUGCACUUGCCAGUCGUCGUCGGCGUCACGCGGGUCCGGCUAUCAAAUCAGUGUUGAUUUGGAUGUCCCGGCCCUGCAGUCACUUUUCAUGCUUUUGUCCCCUUUGAGACUCGCGGAGCUUGACCAAAGAGCGCCCGUGCAUCCACAAAGUAGCAGCAUGGAGGGGCGGCUUGCUACCGUGCCGGAGUUGAGCAUCGCCGGCUUCACGGCUCCCUGCCCGCCGCGACACGUCUACCGUGAUUUGAUCCGGAGCGUCGUCGUGUCCGGACGGCGCAAUAGACAGACUCUUUCGUCGUCGUCGCAGUCUGCUCAUACCGGAUCCAGCUACUCCAGCGACUCUGGUGCUUUGGAUUCUUGCCCGCCCAACAACUCCGGCUGCUUCUCCAGUUCAGCGUCGGCCAGCGCGGCGGACUUCUUCGAUGCCUACGAGCUCAGGAAGAUCGCUCACCAAAUGGCCAUCGAUGGUUACACCCAGCGCAUUGUCCAAGCAUUCGACAAAGCAUCUCCUGUGCCAGCAUCCGGAUACCGUGGCGGCCCGGACCGUGCUCUGGAGAAUUGGUUCUUCGAGCUUGACGUGGACUGGAUUGUCCAGUUCCACAGCGUGCAUGGCUUCCAGCUCCACCUCCAAGACAAGUCGGCGUUGUGGCUUCAAGACUUGAUCGAGGGGUGGGUCAGGGCUCUCAGCAUAAUUGUCUUCAGCAUGACAGAGGUGGUCUUUGCCACCUAUGAGAUGAUAGCGGUCGCACGGUUUGGCAAAGCAAUCAUCGCCAAGAUGCUCGUCUUCGUCGACGUCUUCCUCGCUGCUCUCAGGGCAGAGAAUCUACAGGCCAUGCUAGACAUGUUUAUCUGCAUCUCCCGUUCAUCCUACAUGUUUAAGCUGUUACGGUUCCCCGCCCCUUCGGAAGCCGAAUGGAUAUUCAGGGAGACAAGCGACUUGUUGUGGAGCCAAGUGAACAGGCUAAACGAGGCGAUAUCCAGCAAGAUGGAGGAGAUGAGGACGCUCAUGGAGCACGACAAUGACGACUGGUGGGCUAAACAAAUCAAGCGAGGAGGAGGCGAAGUUCACAGGCACACCCGGUUGAUGGUGGAUUGCAUCGUCUCCAUGAAGAAUGCGCGGUCUUCCAUUGAAAACUAUGCACCGAUCGACAAACAGCCCGUAACCCUUGGUCUCCUGUUAAGCAACACGAUCAGCUAUCUGAAGGAUCUGCUCUCAAGAAAAUCGGAGCUGUGCUCGGAUCCAAGCCUCAAGUACCUGUUCCUGCUCAACAAUUUCCAUUUCAUGGCGCAGGUUUGUGAGCCAUCAAACCACUGGGAGCUCGUUCUUACACCUGAAUGUGAGAAGUACAUGGAUAGCUAUCUUGAUGCUUCAUGGGGGCAUGUGCUGUCCUGCAUUCCGAAAUCGAAUUGUCCUGGACUGCUCCGUCUUUGGUCGAACACCCCUCCACUGGCUAGAUUCGAUUCGGUGUUUCGUAAGACAUAACGGGCUCAGAAGUUCUGGAAGGUUCCAGACCCUCGGCUCAGAGACUGGCUGCGAAAAACUAUCACUGAAAGAGUUAUUUCUGGUUACCGCAACUAUCUGAAGGAGCAUACUGACUCAGAGAAACAGGUUAGCGGUGGAAGCAAUAGUCCCGACGUUUUGGCAGAGAUGUUGAGAGAGAUAUUUGAAGGAUGAGAACUGCUAUGUUUGCUAUUAUCUAACUGUAGAACUUGUAGGUGGGAAUCCAUUUGUGGUUUUUGUGCAAUUGUAAGAGUUUGAAUACAGGUUGGUGCGUACCAUUAUAUAAUCUGAACCAUCCUAAAUAAGGAUUCUGGAUACAUACUUUGGAACUUUGGUCC
Messenger RNA from Brachypodium distachyon (stiff brome), 2391 nucleotides. Its product is annotated as exocyst complex component EXO70B1-like. The record is from RefSeq and is a predicted model, not a curated record. Gene Ontology annotation, cellular component: exocyst. Gene Ontology annotation, molecular function: phosphatidylinositol-4,5-bisphosphate binding. Gene Ontology annotation, biological process: exocytosis. The transcript has a single exon. NCBI's taxonomy places the organism in Eukaryota, Viridiplantae, Streptophyta, Magnoliopsida, Poales, Poaceae. Bases 644 to 2035 code for a protein of 463 amino acids.